Messenger RNA from Malania oleifera, 992 nucleotides. RefSeq names its product vegetative cell wall protein gp1-like. The transcript has a single exon. Lineage: Eukaryota; Viridiplantae; Streptophyta; Magnoliopsida; Santalales; Ximeniaceae. The coding region runs from base 1 to 885 and encodes 294 amino acids. The record is from RefSeq and is a predicted model, not a curated record. Gene Ontology annotation, molecular function: metal ion binding.
AUGGACCACCACACUAUGCCUGGUCAGACUUGUAUUUUCAACGUGAACGUGAACUGUGCUACUUGCGAAAAGAAUCUGAGAAAGUUGUUGCAGGGUUUUAACGGAGUGUAUGCAGCACAUAUAGACGCACAAGCGGGCAAGGUGACGGUGUCGGGUAAUGUCGACCCGAAUGCCAUUUUACAAAUGCUUGCCAAGGCAGGCAAGAAGGCCGAGCUUGUAUGGCAGUUCCCCAAGGGUCCGUACCCGUCUCCUCACCCACCCGCACCCGCACCCGCGCGCCCACCUGCUCCGCCCCAUUCAACCAUGCCCGUACCCGCAUGCUCACAUACAUACCCACCCCCACCCCCAUCCCCAUCCCCAUACCCAUACCCACCCGCACACUCACCUGCCUCGCCCCAUGCAUCCAUGCCCAUGCCCGCAUGCUCACCUACACACCCACACCAACCCGCACCAACCCAUGCUGCCGGGCCCAUGCCCGCACCUGCACCCCCGAUCCACCCAGCACAGCACGUGCACGAGCACGCGCACCAGCACCCGCACCCGCACCCGCACCCGCACCUCCACUCGCACGGUAACGUGCCGGCGGUGGCACACCCCAACGGCGCUUGCAGCUCCCACGCGCAGCCGAGGGAUUACUACAUGCACCAGCUUCAUCAGGCGGCGGAGAUCGAUCGGAUGAAACAUGUGGAGUUCGUCGAGUCGAGAGGCCUGAAGAUGACCUUCAAAGCUGGCGACGGAAAGCAGGUGGUCAGCUCCGGCGGCGUUCUGGGCCUGCCGCCCGGUCCGUGCUGCUCUGGACAUGGGCCGUCUGCUGGGCCGCCACCCGGCCCACACACGCAGCAAUACUCUAACACCUACUACCACAACGAUUGCAAUCAGAUGUGAUGAGCAGAGAAUCAACGGUGCCCACUCAUUGGUUGAGUGGUUAAUUAGUGAUUAGUAAUGUUUCUAUUUUUCUUGGACUUGGAUUUAUGAACUUGGGUUUUACUUUA